This is a messenger RNA of Seminavis robusta, 383 nucleotides long. Lineage: Eukaryota; Bacillariophyta; Bacillariophyceae; Naviculales; Naviculaceae. The record is from the annotation of a GenBank genome assembly.
AUGAGCCAACCAAAUUUGAAGAAGAAAAAGUACCACAGCCAGUUUGAAUUGGAUGACAAUGAUGAUUUCAUCGAAGUCAUUGAAAUUGAAGAUGAUGAUGAUGAUGAGGGCAAGGUGGGUGCUGCACAAGUGGAAGCAAUGAGCAAUGGUGAUGGAUUGACUGGAGUUGCUGCAGAGGGCCUUCUAUUGCUAAGUAAUGUGGCCAAAGCCAAGGGCAGUAAUGGAGAAACAGACAAUGGUGCCAAUUGCAGUAUUAAAGUCGAACCCAUUAUUGCAACAAACAAAUCAACUGAUGCCAGCAUGGACAAUGUUAAGGUUACCUCUGACAAGGCAAGUUUGCGCACUGCACGUAAUGCUGCCAAACUACGCGCAGCAUUGCAACC